AUGCUUUCCAGAACUCUCAGACAACAAACCAGAUCUUUCCAUUCUACUAUCCGCAAAAUGGGUGUUACUAUUCAAUCUCUUGCUCCAGGCGAUGGCGUCAACUUCCCCAAGCCUGGCGACCACAUCACCAUCCACUACACUGGCACUCUUGACAAUGGUUCCACCUUUGACUCUUCUCGCACUCGUGGUGCUCCCUUCCAGGCUGUCAUUGGUGUUGGCCAGUUGAUUCGUGGCUGGGACGAGGGUAUUCCUAAGCUUAGCGUUGGUGAAAAGGCCGUUCUUAAGAUCACUCCUGAUUACGGCUACGGCGCCCGUGGGUUCCCUCCUGUGAUUCCUGAGAACGCUAACCUCACUUUUGAGGUUGAACUUCUCAAGAUUAACUAA
Messenger RNA from Magnusiomyces paraingens, 384 nucleotides. RefSeq lists its product as uncharacterized. The record is from RefSeq and is a predicted model, not a curated record. Gene Ontology annotation, molecular function: peptidyl-prolyl cis-trans isomerase activity. NCBI's taxonomy places the organism in Eukaryota, Fungi, Ascomycota, Dipodascomycetes, Dipodascales, Dipodascaceae. The coding region runs from base 1 to 384 and encodes 127 amino acids. The transcript has 2 exons.